UAAGUCAACUGAUAAAGUUUGUUGUGACGGCAACCAGCAAAAACAAAACAGUUUCUUCAAAGAAAAGAAAAGUUUACAUUUGUUAAAUUAAUUUAACAAAACUCAGACAAUAAUAAAAGUAGACUGCCUGUCCCCGAAUUUAUUUACACUCGUAGCAAUCGUAGUUGUUGGUUUAAAAAAUCAAAAUAAUGUUUUCUAAAGCACGCAAUUUUAUUUGCACAACAAUUCUUGCUUCACCAUCAUCAUAUAAAAGGCCCUUUGUUCAUCCAAAAUUAGCUAUUGUCGGAAUGGAAGCUAAUAGAUUGUCCUCCGAUGCAUCGGAUUGCGGCACUAAAAUAAAAGUUCUUCACGAUCCUGCAAAUCAAGAAUUCCACAUUGAAUUCUCGAAGAAAUGUCGGGCUUUUUUGAAUUACGAAAUGGAAGGCGACGUCAUAAAGAUUAUGCACACUGAAGUUCCUAAAAAGUUUGAGGGCAAAGGUUAUGGCAAAGUUUUGGCACAGGCUGCCUUGGAGCACAUAGAAAAGAAUCAAUAUCAAGCUGAAUCAUACUGUGAUUAUUUCCGUCAUUACGUUGAGAAGUACGAACCUAAAUAUUUAAAAUAUUUUAAAAACUAAAACCAAAACAAACGUUCUAAAGCGUACAUUCUAAAAUUCUUUUAUUAAAAGACCUAAAAAGUUUACUGUACUGUCAAUUGUAAAAUAUACAUAAAAUUGUUAUAAUAAACUCUUAGUGUAGCACAACAAAGACCUUUUUUGAGUUCAUCUACUCUGAAGAUACCUGCAACUAAAUAGGAAUGGACGAACAAGAUUUUUCUAGUCUUGUCCUUUAUUAUGGUCGUGCUAGAUUCUUUCAUUCCAUGCAAAAGAUGGCACUUGAUGGCUUAGCCAAACAUCCGGCAAAUGCCUCUUUUCGUUUGUACAACGGUAUUUCGUUGGCUCUGGGUAAUCGUGUUCAGGAAGGUAUUCGGGAAUUGAAUCCUCUGAAGAAUGAACCAGACUUGGGUUUGGCUGCAACACUGGGUCUUAUUUAUGCCCACAAACGAUGCAAUUUAGUCGACAAUGACGCUGUGGCCAAUUUGGAGGCAAAACUCAAGGAGGAACGAAAGAAUUUGACAGCGAAUUCGGCUUAUUAUGCGGCUGUGUUUUUGUUUCUCAACGGAAAAGUUGAAAAGGCUCGUGAAUAUGCUGAAAAGGCGUUAAAAAUUAAUCCCGAACUGCUUAAUGCUCAUGUGUUGAAAGCAUGGACAGAAUUGAGCACAGAUGAACGACUAAGCAAGAACAUUCUUCAAUCGCUGGACAAAGUACUGCAAAAGGGCAAGAACAUCGAUGCAUCAUUGGGCCAGGUCAAGUACUUUCAGCUGAAUAGUGACUACGAGAAUGCCAUUUCCGUGCUGAAUAAGCUGUCUGUGCGUUUUCCAGAGCUGAAUAUUCCGCUGAUUGAGAAAAUGGAAACUCAGCUGGCUAGCUGGAAUUGGGACUAUGCUUUUGAGACAGCCUUGAGAAUUGUCAAUCUCGAGCCGUCGAAUAUAUCGGCGUUGAGAGUGAAGGGUUUUCUGUUGGUAUGCAAAGAGGGAAAUAUUCAAGCGGGUGUGCAGACCCUUCAACAAUUGCUGAAUGCCACCGAGCGGGUAGAAAUGGGCAAUUACAGCCUCAUCCUGCAGAUUUGCCAACUGUUUUCGAGAAUUUGCGGUCGUCAGAAGGAUGUCCUUAACAUAACCAAUAAGUACGUGGAUAAAAUAGUCCAACUGAGCCCGGGUAACGUUGAAUUCCUCACCGAACUUGGCUACCAGUUCAUUUUGAUGGGCAACUACAAGGAAGCAACGAAGUGCUUCCGAUCCGCGACCAAAGUCGAUGACAAUUUGUUCUUUGCCCUGUGUGGUCUGACAUUGUGUCAAAUUAUCGAGAAUGGAGUAACGGAGCAAGUACGACAGCAGGUUGAGUUUUUGAAUGAAAUGAAGGGAAUCAAUAAGGAACCGAUUUUGCUGCUUCUUUCGUCGAAAAUUGCUGAAAAUGGUGAUAAAGCUGUGGCAUUACUCAUCGAGGCCACAGAAAUUCAUUUUAAAAAUCUGAAGACUUUGUCUUUCGGAGCGGAGUAUCUCCUUCGAUUCGAUCCGGAUUUCCUGCUGCAAUUAACCGAGGAACUCAUGCAACACUCACCUGUCCAAGUGCAAGUUAAGGUGGGUGUGAAUCUCACGAAGGACACAUUGCACAUGUCGUUGAAGCAUUGUUUGAAUAUUUUGGAAGCCGUUUGCAAGGCAUGUCCCGGUUCGGUGAAGGCCAUAUUCCUCAUGGCCAAAGUGGAGUUCCUUUGCGGUGAGAUAAGUUCAUCGACCACAACUCUCCAGAAGAUCCUAAAUGACAUCGAUCCAACCUACACCGAUGCUCAUUUGCUAAUCGCUCAAAUACACAUUCAGCAGAAGCAGUUCUCGAAGGCCCUGCAAUCCCUGGAAAUUGGUCUGUCGCAUAAUUUCUCAGUUCGAGAGAAUCCCUUGUAUCAUCUGUUGAUUGGUAUUGUACAGAAGAACCAACAGCAAUACGUUGAGGCACAGAAGAGUUUUCUCAAUGCCAUGAACUUGACCGGAAGUAAGUUUACCCAAGAGUCGUCGAGUAAUGUGGCCUCCCCGAAAAAAUAUCGCAAAUCAGAUAUUGGAAGCUUUACUUUGGCCGAUAAGGUGACGUUGUAUUUAGAGUUGAUUGAGGUGUACAUUCAGCUGGGUGAGAGUUUUGAGAGCGAACGGUUGCUGCAAAAUGCCAUGGAAGAGUUUAGUGGAACUUCGGAAGAGGGACGAUUGGUUAUUGCAAAUUCGGAUCUGGGAUUGCAGAGUGGGAAUAUAGCAAAGGCUAUUGAGCUGCUCGAGGAAAUUCAACCUGGACAAUCUUACUAUAUUCAAGCUAAAACUCAUUUAGCAAAUAUAUAUCUUCAUCAACGUAAAGAUCGCGUUGCUUUCGCUAAGUGCUUUAAACAACUUGUUGAGAACUGUCCAGAACCUGAGAGCUAUCUCAUGCUGGGCGAGGCUUACAUGUCCAUUCAAGAACCUGAUCUUGCUGUCGAUGCCUACGUCCAGGCUCUGGAACUCAAUCCAAAUGAUUCUUUGCUAGCGAGUAAGCUAGGCCGUGCUUAUGUCAAGACGCAUCAAUAUAAAAAAGCAAUUCGUUAUUAUCAAGAAGCUGUGGAAAACCCCGAUCAUUCUGGACUGAAAUUAGAUCUGGCUGAACUUUAUUUGAAAUUGAAACAAUUUCAAAACGCUGCCGAUAUUUUGAUUCACGAAGUUGAUCAGAAAAGGAUUGACGAUAACGAUAUAUCACCUCUACAACUUCGCACCAAGCAAUUGCUUCUCUUAGCAAGGGUUCAUGAAAAAGCUGGGAAUAUUGCCCUAUCCCUAACCAGACUCAAAGAAGCUCGUGACAAUCAAUAUCGAGUACAGAAAAGAGUCACUAUUGACCAGUCUGGGAAUUUACAAGAACAAAAUCAAGUUCUUAUUAAAAUUUGCCUUCUCAUUGCUGAGCAAUCGAUCAGCCUCCGCGAAAAUGAUCAAGCUGUAAAGGUCUUCAAGGAAUCUCUCAAAUACUCGCCGAACGAUAUAACAAUUAUGGCUGCCUUAGCUCGAUUGCAUCUACAAAUGAAUCAAAUGGACCAAUGCAAAGAGAUAUGCAGUCAAAUUCUCCAUUUGGAUAGCAACAAUGAAGCCGCCUCCGUCAUGAUGGCGGAUCUUUCCUUCAGGAAGAUGGAUUUCGAAAGUGCAGCCUAUCACUUCUCUCAGUUACUCAUCUCUCAGCCAUGUUAUUGGACUGCUCUGGCUCGACUCAUAGAAGUUAUGCGUCGAUCUGGGACCCUAUCUGAGGUGGCUUCGUUCAUGCAGCGAGCCGAACAAGCGUCGGUGAAUCCAUCACAAAUAGCUGGAUACAACUAUUGUAAAGGUCUCUACGAAUGGUAUUGCGGAAAUCCGAAUGGAUCACUGCGGUUUUUCAAUAACGCUCGUCGAGACUACGAAUGGGGACAACAGGCAGUCUUCAAUAUGAUUGAGAUUUGCAUAAAUCCCGAUGGCGAUCUGCCGAGUACAAAUGAUGCCGAUUACGCUGCAGACAGUGGAGAGUUCAAUGAUUCUAGGAUUGUUGCGUUAAGAACGGCAGAAAGGCUCCUCAAAGAACUUCGCCCUCGUCCAGGUGGAAUGGACAAUGAAGCACUCAACCAUCGUUUGCUUCAUAAUUUCCUACAACUUUCGACGAAGCAAAAAUUCCAAAUAGAAUCCUCACUGCAAGAUUUCUCCGAUCUCGCUUUGAAGGAAGAAUAUCAAAAUUUAGUUGGACCGAUUCUGGGAAUGGCAUCGGCUCUCAUAAUGUUAAAGCAAACUCAGCGAGCAAAGAAUCAGCUUAAGAGAAUCGCUCGAAAUACCUGGAAUUUCGAGGAGGCUGAGUACUUGGAACGUAGUUGGUUGCUUCUAGCAGAUAUUUACAUGCAAUCGAGUAAAUAUGAUGUUGCAGAGAGUUUUGUCGAAAAGGUAUUGGAACACAAUAAGUCCUGUACGAAAGCUUAUGAAUUUUCUGGGCAAAUUUUCGAAAAAAUGCAAAACUAUAGAGAAGCAGCAAAAAGUUAUCAUAGUGCAUGGAAUUGUGGUGGCAAGUCAAAACCACAUGUUGGCUAUAAGUUGGCUUUUAAUUAUAUGAAAUUGAAGAAGUAUGCCGAUGCUAUAGAUGUUUGCCAGCAGGUUAUGAAAGAACAUCCGGAUUAUACAAUAAUCAAGAAGGAUAUUCUGGAUAAGUGUAGGAAUAAUUUGAGGUCCUAAAGUUGAUUAAGUUUGAUGCAAUCGGAGUGUAGUAGGUUUUCUGAAAUAUGAAAUAAAAGCUUUUCUUUGUUUUCAAACGAUUUAUUGGAAUACUUUUGGGAAUUAUAUCGUUGAGUUUUUCAAUAUUUCAAACCUCAUUUGGAUCAAGGGUUAAUAUGAAGCCUAUUAUAAAAAUAGAUAAAGAAGAUACAAUUCCUACA
This is a messenger RNA of Eupeodes corollae, 4983 nucleotides long. RefSeq names its product tetratricopeptide repeat protein 21B-like. Gene Ontology annotation, biological process: protein localization to cilium; intraciliary retrograde transport. Bases 794 to 4783 code for a protein of 1329 amino acids. Gene Ontology annotation, cellular component: intraciliary transport particle A. NCBI's taxonomy places the organism in Eukaryota, Metazoa, Arthropoda, Insecta, Diptera, Syrphidae. The record is from RefSeq and is a predicted model, not a curated record. Gene Ontology annotation, molecular function: protein binding. The transcript is spliced from 8 exons.